Phytophthora infestans T30-4 is the source of this 2079-nucleotide messenger RNA. Its product is annotated as canalicular multispecific organic anion transporter, putative. Gene Ontology annotation, biological process: transmembrane transport. Lineage: Eukaryota; Oomycota; Peronosporomycetes; Peronosporales; Peronosporaceae. The record is from RefSeq and is a predicted model, not a curated record. The transcript is spliced from 5 exons. Gene Ontology annotation, cellular component: membrane. Bases 1 to 2079 code for a protein of 692 amino acids. Gene Ontology annotation, molecular function: ABC-type transporter activity; ATP binding; ATP hydrolysis activity.
AUGACACAAGUCCGUGGAGUGCGUGAAGUUCAGGGCAGUGUAGUAUAUGCAAGCCAGCAAGCGUGGAUCCAGAACCAGACAGUACGCAACAACAUCCUUUUUGGUGAGCCAUACGAUAAGGAUCACUAUCGAACUCGUGCUAUGUAUCGAGCUCGUAGAUUCGAUUUCGUGGUGUUGGAUCCGCUGAGUGCGCUCGACGUACAUGUGGCGAAUCGAGUUUUUCUCGAUGGCAUUGAUGGCAUUGCGCAGGAUAAAACUCGUGUUUUAGUGUUAAACUCACACUACCACUUGUUGCGCUUUGCGCACAGGAUAUUGGUCAUGUCCGACGGAAAGAUUGUGGGCGACGGCUCUUUGGCGGAACUCGAACGGGACCUCUCGUUCCUACUGACACCACCAACGAACAAAGCAAGUGAUGUAUCGUCACGAAAGCUGGUCACUCAAGAAGAGAGGCGAAUAGGUUCCGUUCGCAUCCAGACGUACCUCGACUAUCUGUCUGCUUCCGAAUGGGAUGGACGAGUGCUUUGCGGGGCCAUUGUUGCUCUCUUUACUGUUGCCCAAGCUGCCCUGUUUUUCUGCGAUUGGUUUCUGAGUCAAUGGUCUCGAGGCUCUGUAAACUUAUCGCAAAUGAGCUCAUUGGGCGUUUACGCGGGGAUAGUUGUGAUUGCGUCUUUGCUUGUCUUCGCACGAUGCCUCUUCUUCAUCCGGACUUUCAUGACGUGCUCGAUUAAGAUUCACCUCAAGUAUCUUCGCAAAGUGCUGGCUGCGCCGAUCCCAACGUUCUUCGACGUGACUCCCAUUGGACGAAUUCUGAAUCGAUUCUCAAGAGAUCUGGACGAGGUUGACAACCCGUUGCCGUACUGGGGGAUGUGGCUCCUGCUGUGUGUUUUCCAAGUGGCGUCCUUCAUCGUCUGCGCCGCUUUAAAUCCAUUUGUACUACUCGUGUAUCUUCCCGUGGGCUAUGGUUGUUGGUUUGCCGCGAAGGUCUACUUAUCUUCAGCUCUUGAGCUAAAGAGGCUUGACAGUGUGACGCGAUCUCCUUUUCUCAACUUGGUGUCCGAGACGAUUGCAGGGCUGGACACAGAUCGAUCUUACAACAUGACUGGUGCUUUCGCAAAGCGAUGCGAAGAACUUCUCGACAACAACAUCAAGUUCAACUUUAUAACGCAGGUGGCAUCCCGAUGGUUUGAUAUGCGGACAGAUUGGUUUGUAUCUGCCAUUUUAUGCUCCCUGUCGUCCAGCUUCCAGAGGAUGACGACGCUUUCGACUCGUGUGGAGAGCAUCAUGACGUGCUUUGAGCGUAUUGCGCACUACGGCUCACUUGACGAGGAGGGAGACGAGUGCGCUCCUACAAGCAAAGACGCCCUUUCUCCAGAGUGGCCUCGCUGCGGCAGUAUCGUCUUUGAAAAUGUCACACUACAGUACCGAAGAGACCUACCGAUCGUACUCAAGAGCGUGUCCUUUUCCGUUAAAAGCGGCGAAAAGAUUGGAAUAUGCGGUCGAACGGGGUCCGGAAAGAGCUCACUGAUGAGUGUACUCUUUCGCGUCGUGGAGUUCCCGAACAGCGGUCGAGUUCUCAUUGACAUUGUGGAUAUCUCAACUAUUACACUGAGUCAACUACGCUCGAAAUUGACAAUUAUUCCGCAAGAUCCUAUGCUGUUCAGUGGCUCGCUGCGUUUGAAUUUGAGCCCACAUGCGGACAAAAGUGACACGGAGUUGUGGGAAGCGCUGCGUAAGGUGCAUUUGCAUGGCACAGUGUCGACGUGGGGCAAAGGACUUGACUUUGAGGUGGCCGAGAAGGGCGACAACCUCAAGGUGAUCGUGAUGGACGAGGCCACUGCCAAUGUGGACCAGGAAUCGGACAAGUUGAUCCAACAAACAAUGAGAGAAAGAUUUGGAGGCGGUGGCCAGACAGUGCUCUGUAUUGCACACCGUAUCGACACAAUUAUGGACAGUGACAAGAUUGUGGUCUUGGAUGCAGGUGAAGUUGUGGAGUUCGACACUCCGAGUGCACUAUUGCAGAUAAGUAAUGGACACUUCAGAUCGCUUGUUGGUUCUACCAAGGCCCCUAUCAUCGAGUAG